AUUACAGUACUGUAAAAAAAACUGUCUCAGUGAACUUCUUAUGUUCAUAGCUUUCAGAAAAUUAGAAAACUCGAGGAAAAUUGUGCUACCUUUGUUAUUUUAUUUUUUUUCUAUAAUAAUAGCAAACUGUAAUGCAAAACCAGUCCAUUGUAUUAAAUGUAAGGUCUUGUAAUGUGUUUUUACCGAAUUAAAUGUGAAUUCGCGUUGUUGUCAACUGUUCAUUAGACGUUGUUCUUGGUAAUAUAAAUUAACAAUGAAUUAACAAUGUGAAAUUGACGUUCUUACGCUGAACGAAAUUUCCACAAAACUGGAAUCAAACAAGACAAUUGAUGUGGAAUAUCUGAAAGGGAAGAAAAUGUCGUCAGUUGGACAGCUAGUUCCGCAGGUGACCCGAGGCCCGCCCAAUAUGACAAUCAAAUUCAACGGGCCCCACAUUGAGGGGUCUUUUUGCACCUCAAUUGACUAUAAUUACGACCCUGUUAUAAGUGUCAUAUGUGCAAUGUAUAUUGCUUUCGGAAUUGUUUAUACACUGUUUGGUUACCGAUGCUUCAAAGCUAGUAUGUUCCUGACUGGUUUUACUUUUGGUUCUGCUAUCGUUUAUUUAAUAUGCCUACAGGAGUAUCUGAUGCCACCCUAUGGGAAUGUUGGUGUCGCAUUGUGCGCGGGUCUAUUAUUUGGCCUCAUUACAAUGUUGAUACAGUAUGUUGGACUCUUCAUGACUGGUUUCCACACUGGUCUCCUCCUGGCUAUCGCGGGCUUGGCCAUUUACGACCAUUUCCUCGAAAACCGACCUACUACCUAUUGGUUGUGCGUGGUGGUGUUGCUCGGCUCAGGGAUAUUUUUCGCCGUCAUCAAUUUAUAUUGGAAGAAAGUGCUCACGAUAUUCGGUACGAGUGUGUACGGGGGUGCUGUGAUAGCGACAUCUCUCGACUACUUCUUCGAAAGAAUGGUGAUGCUCAAAUGGUUGUGGGAACGAGCAAAACUUGAGCCAGUGGUGGUGCCGCCGUGUCGACUAUCCUGGUUGACGCUCGCCACGUGGCCUGCCGCCGCUAUCGUGGGCCUCACCGCCCAGUGUGCGCUCACGGCUACCGGCAUAUAUCAUGAACAGAGUAUAAGCGCACAGAAGCGUCGCCUGAAAGCGCAGCAGUCGCGGCCUGUCAGCCGAGAGCAACGCGCCGAAAUGAAACAGCGCAAGUACAGAUACCUGUACCAAGUGCGCACAGCGCACGGGGAUGUUAUCUCACAGUCGUACGUGCAAGCGCUGCAAAAGAAGGCGCAGUGCGGCAACUGGAGCGGAAGCGGUGGAUGCGGAGGAGGAGAAUGCAGCACGCUGCAGAGCGAUUCCACCCACCUGACCGUGCUGGCUGGCUCCGAACACGCGCCGCCCACUGACUCGGACGACGAUCUCAACCAGAUACGGGCCGUGCACUAGUUUAGCAGGCGGCGGUAUGAUUAUCAAAUGAAGGGGUGAGAGAAAUUGAUUUUCAUUCUAUAUGUAUCCAGUAUUUUAAGAGAAACCACUCAUAUUAUUAUUAUUAUUAUUACAUAUUAUUGGUAGUUAUUAUUAGUAAUCAUAUAUUUGUAUUCAAUGUGAAAUUAUAUUACAAUUAUACUUGGAAUUACGUAAGUAACGGAGUUCAAGGCCUAUGAUAUAUUUCGUUUAUAUUUAAGUAUUUAUAUUUGAGGUAUUGUAUAAUUUACUUGAAUGAAUGAUAUAGUACUACAGUGUAUCUGUUUAUGAGUAUUUCGAUUUACAGACAUCUCUUGUACUUUUGUGAAAAAUAUAAGAGUUUGUCUGUGAUAGUUCUGUCGAACAUUCCAAUGUUGUGAUGGUAAUGUGAAUGAUAAAUUGUAACUAGAACUGACACCGCCCCUCAAAAUAAAUAUAAGCCAUAAUCACUGCCACUAAAUAACUUACUCUUAUAAAAUUACGGUCUUGGACUCCCUGUCAUUGAGAUGGUUGUGUUGUUUAUUUGAACGAUGGUUAAUUUAUAACUUUAUAAGUAUAUACAUUUAUACUACGAAUUAAUUGUAUUGUAAUUGAUUAUUUGAUAAUCUGUAUGUUGUUACAUUGUAAUAAUUGCAAUUGGAAAUGAAAUGUAAUGUUGUAAUUUUGCAAAUUCUGUACCGAUAGUCAGUCAUAUGUCGAAUUCUUUUGACAAUACGGGUCUUAGACAAAAGUAUAAUUGGGGAUGUUAUAGUUGAAAAAAAAAAUAGUAUUUUUAAUAUGCAUCGGAUUCGAAUAGUGUUGUUCUUUAUUGAAUCAUUUUGAUAGUUAUUUUUUAAAUAGGUGUCACAAAAAAUAGAUUGAUGUUCGCUAUCGAAAGCUAGUUGCUUCUGCCGAUGUAGACGGAUUGUUGGUACAAAAAUAUGUAAGUACAGUUUAGGUGUAAGUGCACUCAGAGGCCGCACACACCUUCUCAUAUGUAACCCUCGUAGUUGAUUUAUCCAUGUAGCUUUACGAAUACAUAUUUCAUAUUAGCUGGUAAGA
Galleria mellonella (greater wax moth) is the source of this 2491-nucleotide messenger RNA. RefSeq names its product transmembrane protein 198. The record is from RefSeq and is a predicted model, not a curated record. Lineage: Eukaryota; Metazoa; Arthropoda; Insecta; Lepidoptera; Pyralidae. The transcript has 10 exons. Gene Ontology annotation, cellular component: plasma membrane. Bases 356 to 1432 code for a protein of 358 amino acids.